AUGGCAGCACCUCUUAUUAGUGAUGGAGAAAUUACCGCAAUACCUCAAAACAAAGUGACUGUUGAACGUCGUGUGCCUGCUGGUCUGGAAAGUACCUUAGGAAAUGCUGGUCUUCCACGAGCUGUCAUUGCUGCUUCUAAAGAGAAACCAAAAGGAACCGAGGGAAAAAAUGUUAAUAACAGAACGGUCUUGCAACAACACGUCGAUUUUUUUGAUGAAGACGGUGAUGGCGUUAUCCGACCAUUCGAUACGCUACGAGGGUUCAAUAUUCUUCUUAGUAUUAUUGGCAUGACUUUCAUUCAUAUAUCACUCUCCUAUGUCACUCAAUCGAGUUGGAUUCCUUUCCUCGGAAACCCGUUCUUUAAAAUUUAUGUUGAUAGGAUUCAUAAAGCAAAACACGGCUCGGAUUCAGAAACCUUUGAUAGUGAGGGUCGGUUUGUUCCUGAGAAAUUUGAAGAAAUGUUUUCAAAAUAUGAUCGAGAAGGCAAAGGUGGAUUGAGCUUUAGCGAUAUUCGACGUUUAAUUCAUGGUAAUGCAAACGCGUUGGAUCCCUUUGGAUGGCUCAGCACUAUAAUUGAAUUUGGUUUUUUAUUUUUGUUGUGCGCUCAAAACGGUGUGAUUUCCAAAGAGGAUCUCAGAAGUCAAUAUGAUGGUUCGCUUUUUUAUCGAGCAGCAGAGCGUGAGAAGGAACGCAAAUCUCGAAAUUCUUACUUUUCCACGCUCUAUAAAA
Dentiscutata erythropus is the source of this 730-nucleotide messenger RNA. The record is from the annotation of a GenBank genome assembly. NCBI's taxonomy places the organism in Eukaryota, Fungi, Glomeromycota, Glomeromycetes, Diversisporales, Gigasporaceae.